Messenger RNA from Polistes canadensis, 703 nucleotides. RefSeq names its product defensin-2-like (gene Def2). Gene Ontology annotation, biological process: defense response to bacterium; humoral immune response. The record is from RefSeq and is a predicted model, not a curated record. The transcript has 2 exons. Lineage: Eukaryota; Metazoa; Arthropoda; Insecta; Hymenoptera; Vespidae. The coding region runs from base 160 to 450 and encodes 96 amino acids.
UCCAUGUGGUUUGAGAUUACAUGAAGAGACCUAUAAAAGGAGAAUCCUAGAAUUGUCUACGAUAACACAACAGUUUUUCGACGUACUUGAUAGUAAACUAUUUCGUAUUGCUUUUGUGUAAAAUCGAAACAUCGAACAUCGAUAAUUCGAAAGACAAUCAUGAAGACUUUCGUAAUCAUCUUAUCUUUCGUUCUUAUUGCUUACGUUUCGGCAUCCGCUAUACCGGAUUACGAUGGACCUGUUUACGAUUUAAUUCCAGUAGAAGAUGACAAAGUCAACAUCAAUAACAAUGAAGAAGUUCCUAUUAGGACUCGUAGGUUUACUUGCGAUUUAUUCUCGUUUGGUUCUCAAUGGGUUACCCCAAAUCAUGCAGCUUGCGCUGCUAAAUGUUUAUUCAAAGGCCGCAGAGGUGGUACUUGUAACAAUGGAUUAUGCGUCUGCAGACAUUAAAUUAAAUCUACCUCCAUUAAUCGUCUUAUUUCUAUCGAUUUUGAUUUAUUAAUUGAUACAUAUGACGGGCUAUGUUUAAUUUUUUGAUGUUAAAUAUUUUUCAAGCGAUCAUUGCAAUAAUGUGAUAAUACGUAAAAUGUAUUAUUCGUGAACAAUGAAUUAUUAUAAUUAAUAGAAAAAUAUUUUAUAAUUAUCGUUAUUAUUAAUAAAUAUCAUUGCGCGUGCUUUAUAUCAAAUUCGAGAGAUUUUUAUU